Drosophila willistoni is the source of this 2571-nucleotide messenger RNA. It is a transcript of the gene Incenp, whose product is annotated as inner centromere protein. The coding region runs from base 131 to 2461 and encodes 776 amino acids. Gene Ontology annotation, biological process: mitotic cytokinesis; meiotic spindle midzone assembly; metaphase chromosome alignment. Gene Ontology annotation, molecular function: protein serine/threonine kinase activator activity. The transcript is spliced from 6 exons. NCBI's taxonomy places the organism in Eukaryota, Metazoa, Arthropoda, Insecta, Diptera, Drosophilidae. Gene Ontology annotation, cellular component: meiotic spindle midzone; chromosome passenger complex; midbody. The record is from RefSeq and is a predicted model, not a curated record.
GGUUGUUUGGCUUCAAUACAUACGCGCGUCUGCAUUGCCGCCAUUUGAAAUAAACGGAUGAAAAUUCCGUGACAAAUAUUGGAAUUUGAUAAAUUUUGUGCAUUUUUUUUUGUGUUUGGUUGGAUUGUGCAUGUGGGUGUGUGAGAAAAUGGAGGAUUUAAUGGAAAUAUUGAACUCGGUGAUGGAGUAUCAGUUGAAUUUGGAUACACUAUACAAAAAACAAAUGAGCGAACUAUCAGACCUUUUAAAUGGUGGAACUCCAAGUUCUGGCGAGAAUGGCAAAGCCACAUCCCAAGCAGCUGCUCCUGCAAUAAGCGGAAACAGUUCUGUGACGCCGCAACAAGCCAAGAAGCGUCCCAAGCGUCUGACUUCACUAUCGGAAAACGAGCAUGAAAGUGAGACUGAUGCUCCAUCGGAAUACAGUGUGCGCCAGAGUGCGCGCAUGAGCAAUUCCCAGCUCUUGGCCGUGGCUGAGGCAGAGGAAAAUCUUAAUAGUACAGCUUCGCUAAUGCCUCCACCACCAGCACCAACUUUGGCAGAUUCCACCAUGAACACGACGGGACGACCUCAGCGGGCAGCCAAACUGAAAUCUGAAAAGAAUCUUAAAGAGCCGAGCAUUAAGCAAAAACUGCGUCGACCCAGUCAAGAGGAGCUGGUAAAGGUUAAAGUGGAAAGCGAACAGCGUGCCUCUCAGUUCAAUAGCUCAACAAGCAGUAGAAAUAAGACCACUACAAUUGAAAAGGAAGCGCCUAAUUCUGAUCCAGCUCCGGUUCCCGACUCUUCAGUUGACACUACAACGGCUGAGAAGUCUUCGGUGGACACGUCUACAGUAAACAAGUCUUCAGUGGAGUCGGAAUUCGGUAACAGGACAAGGAAUCUUCGAGUGGAAAUUAAACGUGAAAAGCUUAGCGUCGAUAUGCAAAAAUCCACAGGCAAUUCCACUGUUGCCCUGGAGGCAGAAACUACCAGACAAACGGAUGACACAGUCCUCUCCAAGACCACUGAUGAGCCUACAAAGAAAACAAAGAAAAAAGCCGCCAACCAUCGUCCCAUCAAAGUGGAGCGUUUCAGUAUACUGGAUCAAGGAUCACCAAUAUCAUCGCGUACACGAAAAAAUAGUACCGAAACACGUCCACGUGUCGACAAUCAGAAUCGUUCCAUCUAUAAAGAUGCUCUCGAGGCGCCAUCCAAUGAAACUGUGGUCCUGGGACCAGCUCCAACCAGUACCGUUCCACCGGCAGACGCUACUGUCGUAUUGAGUGGUCAGCCAGAAGCCAACGAUGCCACAUUCCAAGUGAACUCUGGCGAACAAGAGGAGUCAAUGGAAACAGCUCGAGAUGUUAGUCUACCAGAAGCACCAAGACACGAUAGUCUGAUGACCGAGGAUAAUUCUGUUGAGGAACCAUUGCCAGUGGCAACAGUCGUCACCAAAUUGAUCAGCAGUGCCAGCACAUUGAAAGCACUCAAAAUGCCCACACGGCCACAUGAGUUGUUCAAUCCCCUAAUGCAGAGUCCAGUGAAGAUGCGAGUGGAGGCUUUCGAACAGGUGGCAAUUGCUCAAAAUAAUUUGCGUCCCAAGCGGAUCAAGGAAAUUAACACUCCAGGAUCGAGUAAUACACCAAAAGUAGGAAAAUUGCCAGCACCCACUGUUGGACGAUUCUUUACGCCAACUCAGAGUUCCUCGGUGUUGCCCAUUAAUUCGGCUCAACCCAAAAAGGCUCCAAUGAGUGCUUCCAAGGCCGGCACAUUAACAAAGACAGCGACUGGUACCAAUCUUAAGACCACUAAUUCCACAUCCACAAAGACUUUAAGCCGAGAGAACAGCGGCGAUGAUUUCCGCAAGGGUCUGCAUCAAUUGGCCGAAGAGCGCAAAAAGCAACGCGAACAAAAGCAUCUUCAGGCGGCCCAGCAACGCGAGGCCAAGGAGCGAGAGCGAGCCGAACGCAUGGCCAAACUGGCGAAAGAACGUGAGGAGAAGCGAAUUAAGAAACAGCAGGAGAAGGAAAAAUUGGACGAGAAGCGGCGACAAGAAAUGGAGGAGCAACAGCGUAAAAUGCGUUUGCUAGAGGAAGCCGAAUCCGCCAAGAAGGCCAAGUUAAGGGAGUUGGAACAGCAAAAACUGCAGCAAUUGAAUGCAAAAGCCAAGCAAAUGUUACCGCCACCACCGAAAAAUAAGUUCACAUGGGAAAUGCUGCACGAGGAUGACUCCACAGAUGAUGAGGAAAAGGUCACAUACAAGCGACCACCAGCACCCUUAUGGAGUCGAAGUCAUAUACGGGGAGAAGCAAUCAAAAUGCAAAGCCAUGCGCCUACCGAUGUCAUCGAUAGCUUCUUUUCGGUGGCACCCACUACACCUGAUUUGAAGUUAAUUUUCCCCAACAUUGAUCCCAGUCACCUGAAACGUAAUUCCAGUGUGCUGUGGUCCACACCGCCGCGAUAUUCCGAGUUGCCAAAAUAUUAGAUAUUUUUAAUAUACGUUUUGCCUCUUUGAAUUUUUUGCUAUAAAUUAUUAUCUAUGUUCAUAUUUAAUUCAAUAAAAAGUAAAAUAAAAGUUUAACAAAACAAGAAAAA